Molecule: messenger RNA, 1203 nt
Organism: Rhizoctonia solani
Lineage: Eukaryota; Fungi; Basidiomycota; Agaricomycetes; Cantharellales; Ceratobasidiaceae
Product: polygalacturonase
Exons: 11
Coding region: 1-1203 (400 amino acids)
Biological process (GO): carbohydrate metabolic process
Molecular function (GO): polygalacturonase activity
Source: RefSeq, a predicted model, not a curated record
AUGUCUUCCUCACCCAUAGCUCGAGCGGCUUUUUUCUUGUCUGCCCUCACGGGUCUCUCACAGGCUGCCACAUGCGUUGUCCCUUCCGCGGGAAAUUCAAAUGUUUCAGAUGUACCCGCGAUUAAAGCGGCAUUUGGCUCUUGCGGGAACGGGGGAAUUAUCCAGUUCCCAGCUGGGAAGACUUAUGCUAUCAACGAGCUCUUAAAGAUACAAGGAUGUAACGGGUGUGAAGUCCAAUUAGAUGGCACUCUCAAACUCAAGGCCGAUGUAUCGCUGUGGAACAAGCAGGCCCAGCCAUUGGCUUUUCAAACGUCCCAUCUAGCGAUCAUCGUUGACGGUGCCAAGAAUAUGAAGUUCCAUUCUCCUACUGGAAAAGGACUUAUCGACGGAAGCGGACAGAUCUGGUAUGAUCAGUUCCCUUCUAUUCGUCCUAUCCUUUGGACAACAGCUAAUUCUACUGGAGUAACUUAUGAUCGUAUCAAAAUGAUCAACUCGCCGAUGUGGUUCAAUCUUGUUACUGAUUCAUCAUACAUUACUUUCACGAACACAAUAUUAAACGCUACUUCGUCCUCCUCGAAACCUCCUAAAAAUACAGAUGGAUUUGAUACGUACCGCUCGAGCCAUGUAACAAUUCAGGACUUAUGGUAUAAUGGAGGAGACGACAGUAUUUCAUUUAAACCCAAUAGCACCGACGUUACGGUGAGGAAUGCCGUCGUCCUGGGCUCCCACGGUGUGUCCGUCGGUAGCAUUUCUCAAUAUCCAGGGGUGUACGAUAUUAUUAAGAACAUCUACGUUCAGAAUGUUACAUUUGGGAACGGCCUUGACGGUACAAAAUCUCAAAAUGGCGUACGUAUCAAGAGUUUCCCAGGCGGUUAUGGUUAUGGCAUGAUCAACAACAUCACGUACCAAGAUAUUGUUGUGAAGGAUGUCACGCACCCCGUGGUAAUCGACUCUUGCUACAUGGAAGACGCGUCUUACUGUUCUUCACACCCAGCUCAAACCAAUAUAACCGAUGUUCACAUUAAUAACGUCACAGGAACCUCAUCUGGUUCCACCGUUGUAUCGCUCUCAUGUACACCCAAGGCUGCCUGCUAUGUGUACAUGAAGGAUAUCAACAUCAAACCACCUAAAGGCAACGCGAAGUACGUCUGCACCAACUUGUCGGACCCCAGCGAUGUCGGCAUCCCUUGCACGUCAAAGUAA